Molecule: messenger RNA, 3004 nt
Organism: Xenopus laevis (African clawed frog)
Lineage: Eukaryota; Metazoa; Chordata; Amphibia; Anura; Pipidae
Gene: hsp90ab1.L
Product: heat shock protein HSP 90-beta
Exons: 12
Coding region: 136-2313 (725 amino acids)
Source: RefSeq, a predicted model, not a curated record
AAUAGUCCCGGCGCUGGUGCAGGCGGAGGGAUCUGGAGCUGUGCUCCGUCUGGUAUAAAAUGUGUCCGGCUCCCCAUAUCUUUCCUCUUCAUUCAUCAAUUUCCCAGCAGUGACCGGUAACUAACAUCAGCCAAGAUGCCAGAAGUAGCCCACAAUGGCGAGGAGGAGGUGGAGACAUUUGCUUUCCAGGCAGAAAUUGCCCAGUUGAUGUCCCUCAUCAUCAACACCUUCUACUCCAACAAAGAGAUCUUCCUGCGAGAGUUAAUCUCAAACGCCUCUGAUGCCCUGGAUAAGAUUAGAUAUGAGAGCCUGACUGACCCAUCUAAGCUGGACAGUGGCAAGGACCUGAAGAUUGACAUCAUUCCCAACAGACAAGAGCGCACACUGACUGUGAUUGACACUGGAAUUGGCAUGACCAAAGCUGACCUCAUCAACAACCUGGGAACCAUUGCCAAGUCUGGCACCAAGGCUUUCAUGGAGGCCCUACAGGCUGGUGCGGACAUCUCCAUGAUUGGCCAGUUUGGUGUGGGUUUCUACUCUGCUUACCUGGUGGCAGAGAAGGUUGUGGUCAUUACCAAACACAAUGAUGAUGAGCAGUAUGUUUGGGAAUCCUCCGCCGGUGGAUCAUUCACUGUGAAAAUUGACCAUGUAGGUGAGCCCAUUGGCCGUGGUACCAAAGUCAUCCUGCAUCUGAAGGAAGAUCAGACAGAGUACCUGGAGGAGAAACGUGUCAAGGAAACCGUGAAGAAGCAUUCCCAGUUCAUUGGCUACCCAAUCACCCUUUAUCUGGAGAAGGAGCGGGAAAAGGAGAUCAGUGACGAUGAGGCAGAGGAGGAAGAGAAGGAAGAAGAAAAGAAGGAAGAGGAAGGAGAGAAUGAGAAACCUAAAAUAGAGGAUGUGGGCUCCGAUGAUGAAGAGGAGGGAAAAGAUAAGAAGAAAAAGACAAAGAAGAUCAAGGAGAAGUACAUUGAUCAGGAGGAGCUGAACAAAACCAAGCCAAUCUGGACCCGUAACCCUGAUGAUAUCACCCAGGAAGAGUAUGGAGAGUUCUAUAAGAGUUUGACCAAUGACUGGGAGGAUCACCUAGCUGUAAAGCACUUCUCUGUGGAAGGACAACUGGAGUUUCGUGCUCUGCUGUUCAUCCCACGUCGUGCUCCCUUUGACCUGUUUGAGAACAAGAAGAAAAAGAACAACAUCAAGCUGUAUGUGCGCCGUGUGUUCAUCAUGGAUAGCUGCGACGAGCUGAUCCCAGAGUAUCUGAACUUCAUCCGUGGGGUGGUGGAUUCUGAGGAUCUGCCCCUGAACAUUUCCCGUGAGAUGCUCCAGCAGAGCAAGAUUCUAAAGGUGAUCCGCAAGAACAUAGUCAAGAAGUGUCUGGAGCUCUUCUCUGAGCUGGCUGAGGACAAGGAAAACUACAAGAAAUUUUACGAGGCUUUCUCCAAGAACCUGAAGCUUGGUAUCCACGAGGACUCUACAAACCGCAAGAGGCUUUCAGAGCUCCUAAGGUACCACACUUCCCAGACAGGUGAUGAGAUGGCUUCUCUAACAGAGUACAUGUCCCGUAUGAAGGAGAACCAGAAGAGCAUCUACUACAUAACUGGCGAGAGCAAGGAUCAAGUUGCCAACUCCGCCUUUGUGGAGCGAGUGAGGAAGCGUGGCUUCGAGGUAGUGUACAUGACCGAGCCAAUCGAUGAGUACUGUGUUCAGCAGCUGAAGGAGUUUGAUGGGAAGACUCUGGUGUCUGUGACCAAGGAGGGCCUGGAGCUUCCAGAGGAUGAGGAGGAAAAGAAGACUAUGGAGGAGAACAAGACAAAAUUUGAGAGCUUGUGCAAACUGAUGAAGGAAAUCCUGGACAAGAAAGUUGAAAAGGUCACUGUAUCCAACAGACUUGUUUCCUCUCCUUGCUGUAUUGUGACCAGCACCUAUGGCUGGACUGCCAACAUGGAGCGCAUCAUGAAAGCUCAAGCUCUUCGGGACAAUUCCACUAUGGGCUACAUGAUGGCCAAGAAGCAUUUGGAAAUCAACCCUGAGCACCCCAUUGUGGAGACGCUGAGGCAGAAAGCAGACACGGACAAGAAUGACAAAGCAGUGAAAGACCUAGUGGUGCUUCUCUUUGAGACUGCACUACUGUCAUCUGGCUUCUCUCUGGAUGAUCCCCAGACGCACUCAAACAGAAUCUACAGAAUGAUCAAGCUGGGUCUGGGUAUUGAUGAAGAUGAUGCAGCUGUGGAAGAGACUUCACCCACUGUGCCAGAUGACAUCCCACCUCUAGAAGGUGAAGAAGAUGCUUCUCGCAUGGAGGAAGUGGAUUAAUCGGUUUGCUGCCCUGUAAUAAUUACCAGUCCUGCCCCCUCCCACCUGCAUAUGUGCACUGUCUGUAAUUCGGUAGGGGAAUGACUUCUCCCUUGGACUUUAAUAUGUCACGAUAGUGGGGAUAUAUAUAUAUAUAUAUAUAUAUAUAUUUCAAGACGAUGGCUGCUGUACCCCUUUUUUUUUUUUCUUCCCCUUUGCAACCUGUUAUUUGUGUAUUCCAGUCUGUGAGCAGUUUAGUUCUGUAACUUAUUGUGGCAGUAUGGCAGCUAGCUUGGCUUGUGAUAGCCCUGAGUUAGUGGCCAGUUUGUUACAGAGCCGCCAGCUGGUCUGUUAGAAUCUCUUUAACACAUGCACCUUACAGACAGCCCCGUGUUGCUACAGUAAUGGGAAUGGUGAAUUCGGGUGUCUAAUUCUAUGCCAAUGUUGUAUAUGGCUGGGGGCACUAACAGAUGACUGGAAGCACCAACUAGCGCAAGGCCAGUCAGUGCUCCUCCACAAACUCUACCUACAUCCCUCCCCCCCCCCGACUGGAAUCUCCUGGCCCCUCCCCAGGUGUCUUGAAUGCUCUGUGUAAGUCACCAUGAUACUACACCUCUCUAUAGAGAGUCUCAAUACGGAAACUUUUAUUUUAUUUUUUGUUAUUGUAAAGUUGAGAAUGUUGCGCAAAAUAAAGAAUCUUUUUACAGUGAAA